This is a messenger RNA of Paramecium sonneborni, 263 nucleotides long. Lineage: Eukaryota; Ciliophora; Oligohymenophorea; Peniculida; Parameciidae. The record is from the annotation of a GenBank genome assembly.
AUGUAUUUAUAAUAUUAAAAUUAUUGGCUUAAUUCAAAUCAAGAAUUUCUCACUUGUCCUUUUUGCAAGAAUAGUCGUUCUAAGAGUUCUUUAAUUUAUUUAUAUUCUAAGGAUGAAACUAUAACUAAGUAUUUUCAAAUAGAUAAAUUAGUAAACCACUGAUCCUAACAUUCCUCCAAGACCUAAACCAUGUAAAAAUCAGCAUAGCCAAUGGAGUAACUAUUGCAGAAUACGGAUUAGUAUAUGCAUCCAAAAAUAUUUGA